This is a messenger RNA of Penicillium digitatum Pd1, 1815 nucleotides long. The record is from RefSeq and is a predicted model, not a curated record. NCBI's taxonomy places the organism in Eukaryota, Fungi, Ascomycota, Eurotiomycetes, Eurotiales, Aspergillaceae.
AUGGCAGACAGCAUCUCCGGCUAUACUUUAGAUGCCGAGGCCGAUGCUCAUCUGGGUGACGAAAAAUCGUACAACAAGGAGCGUGCCGUCUCGGUUUCUAACGAGGAUCCAUCUGCCGUUUUGGAUACCAGUCAAUCGUUUUACGUCGAUUCUAGCAUCACCUUUGAGAACUAUGUCCACUGGGCCAAGCGGUCGCGCGAGGUUGAGAAGCACAUUCGGACCGACAAUGUGGGAUUUGAGUACUGGUUUAGGAAGUUUUUUGAUAAAAAUUUUGAUCCUUCAGUGACACCGACAAGUGAGGCCCAGGGACAGGGUUCUCCUGUCACUGACCCUAACGCCAACCCUUCCAGCAAAGCAAACGGCGAGAGCACAACCGAUGAUUGGGGCAUCACCGAGACAGAAUGGGAACAAGCGCAACGGGCCGCGCGAACGGCAACCUGGGGUUCGAUCUUCUAUCUCAUUUCCACCGACAUCUUAGGGCCGACCAACGUCCCUUGGGCAAUCAGUCAGAUGGGCUUCGGCCCAGGAGCUGUGCUUUACACUGUCUUCGGAGCCAUGGCUUGUUACUCCGGCAUGCAACUGUGGAGGAUCUUCAUCGGUCUUGACUCCACUCGAUUCCCGAUGCGCAACUAUGGCGAUGUGGCUUUCCGCAUCUACGGUAACUGGGCUCGCAUUUUCGUGAACGUCCUGCAAAGUUUCCAGUUCUUCCUCAAUGUGACCCUGCUCAUUGUAAGCAAUGGACAAGGACUCGCGCAGAUGGCUCUCGGGUCCAGUGGCCAUGGGUACCUGUGUUUCAUCGCUGCCGAGGUUAUCUUCAUGGUCGCCGGCUUUUUGUUUGGGCAGAUCCGUACCCUGCAGCGCCUUUCUUAUUUGUCGAACAUUGCGGUCUGGCUGAACAUCAUUGUCAUCGUCAUGACGAUGGCUGUGGUGUACAAGUAUCCACCCAACUACGAAGCCUCGCUGGCUAGUUAUGGUACGCCAAAGGGACCUGUGAAGACAACCGGGUACUGGCCUAAGAGCUCAACUCUUGACGACAAAGUGAAUGCUAUGAUGAACGCUGUAUUCGCGUACGGUGGCGCAACCCUCUUCAAUGAGCUCAUGGCUGAGAUGAGACGGCCCUACGAUUUCUGGAAGGGCUUCAUCAUUGCCGAGGUCUUCAUCUACGUUUGCUACCUUAUCUCGGGCAUGGUUGUGUACAGUGCCCAGGGCCAAUUUACUUUCAAUCCUGCCUAUCAAGGUAUUCCCAACUCUGCCUACAAUUUCCAGACUCUGGGCAACGCUAUUUCAUUUAUCACCGGCAUCAUCGCAGCACUGCUGUAUGGUAACAUUGGUAUCAAAGUGUUUUACUCUGCCGUGUUCCGCGAUGUCUUCCGUUUCCCCGAAUUGAACAGCCGAACUGGAAAGUUGAUGUGGAUUGGGCUCGUGCCGGUGUACUGGAUUCUUGCCUGGGUGAUUGGCGCCGCAAUCCCACAAAUCAGUAAUCUGACUUCCUUCGUGGGAGCCGCCUGCAUCCUGCAGUUUUCUUACACCUUCCCGCCUCUGCUUCUGGUUGGGUUCAACGUCCAGAAUGAUGCGAUACUCCCCGAAGAGGAAUUCAAUCCCACCACUGGCCAGGUGCAGCGCGUGGACAGUGGAAUCAAGCGGAUUAUCAGAGGAUAUAAAAAGAAGUUCGUUUGGAACACUUUCGAUCUCAUCUACUCACUAGCUUCCUUGUCCGCCGCCGGUCUGGGAAUCUGGUCUUCAGUUACUGCCAUGAACACGAGUUUCAAUUCGGGCAAACUGACCCCUUUCACUUGCAAGAACCCGGCUGGAUAA